AUGCCAUCACCUCCACCAAAAACACCCACAACAUCUAGUUCUGAGCCCCUCGCAGUCACCUCCACAUCUCCUGCCAUAGCUGCAUCACCUACUUCAGGAAGCCCUGAACCUCCUGCCAUGGCUGCGCCAUGCACUUCUGGAAGCCCUGUACCUCCUGCCAUAGCUGCACCACUCACUUCAGGAAGACAUUUACCACCUAACCCUGUACCUCCUGCCAUAGCUGCACCAUGCACUUCUGGAAGCCCUGUACCUCCUGCCAUAGCUGCACCACCCACUUCAGGAAGCCAUUUACCACCUAACAUAGCUGCACCACCCACUUCAGGAAGCCCUGUACCUCCUGCCAUAGCUGCACCACCCACUUCAGGAAGCCCUGUACCUCCUGCCAUAGCUGCACCACCCACUUUAGGAAGCCCUGUACCUCCUGCCAUAGCUGCACUACCCACUUCAGGAAACCAUAUACUGUUUGCUGGAAAAUUUGUACUCACCUGUGGCACUUCCUUUGGAAGUGAUAUCUUUGCCACCCAAUAG
Messenger RNA from Protopterus annectens (West African lungfish), 528 nucleotides. RefSeq names its product vegetative cell wall protein gp1-like. Lineage: Eukaryota; Metazoa; Chordata; Ceratodontiformes; Protopteridae. The transcript has a single exon. The record is from RefSeq and is a predicted model, not a curated record. The coding region runs from base 1 to 528 and encodes 175 amino acids.